Tachysurus vachellii is the source of this 2639-nucleotide messenger RNA. RefSeq names its product YKT6 v-SNARE homolog (S. cerevisiae) (gene ykt6). Gene Ontology annotation, cellular component: Golgi apparatus. Gene Ontology annotation, molecular function: SNAP receptor activity. Gene Ontology annotation, biological process: endoplasmic reticulum to Golgi vesicle-mediated transport. Lineage: Eukaryota; Metazoa; Chordata; Actinopteri; Siluriformes; Bagridae. The record is from RefSeq and is a predicted model, not a curated record. Bases 333 to 929 code for a protein of 198 amino acids. The transcript has 8 exons.
AGCCGUUUGUAACACAGCCUUUUCUAAACGCAGACUUGUCAGCUACUUAGCAGCCAAGUUCCACAAGCGAAUAUUUUUUCUGAUACGCCGCUGUGACUGUUGAUUAAUCGAUGUGUUUGUGUUUUAAAAAUACUAUUUUCCGUCACUCCUUAGUGAGGCAGUCAUUGUAAUAUAUAAAAUCCGAGGAUUAAUACGGUUAGCAAACCGGCUAGCCUCUGGAGCUAGCUGUUUCACAAAUUACUGGGAGUCUGUUUGGAAUUAGCCUAACCUAGCACUUAUUUUACAUCAUCAAACCUCACAGGUCUUCUGAAAUCCCACACUGAAUAAACACCAUGAAGCUCUACAGUUUGUGUGUGUUGUACAAAGGAACGAGCAAGGCCAACCUUCUCAAAGCAGCCUAUGAUUUGUCUUCAUUCAGUUUUUUUCAGAGAUCCAGUGUACAAGAGUUCAUGACCUUCACCAGCAGCCUGAUAGUCGAGCGCUCCUCAAUAGGAAGCCGUGCAUCCGUCAAAGAGCAAGAAUACCUGUGCCACGUGUACGUCCGGAGCGACAGUCUCAGCGGAGUGGUGAUUGCAGAUAACGAGUAUCCCUCCAGAGUGUGCUUCACUUUGCUCGAUAAGGUGUUGGAGGAAUUUUCUCGGCAGGUGAACAGCAUAGACUGGCCCUCGGGCUCACCGACUACAGUUCAGUACACCGCUUUAGACAGCUACCUGGCUAAGUAUCAGAACCCACGGGAAGCUGAUGCCAUGACCAAGGUGCAAGCUGAACUGGAUGAAACCAAAAUUAUUUUGCACAACACAAUGGAGUCGCUUCUGGAAAGAGGAGAAAAGCUGGAUGACUUGGUACAGAAAUCAGAGCACCUGGGAAACCAGUCAAAAGCCUUUUACAAAACGGCACGGAAGCAGAACUCUUGUUGCGAGGUGAUGUGAUGAAAUCAUGGUGACGGAUUAGACUCUCCUGGACCACCUUUUCUUUAUCUCUGUCUCUCUCUCUUUCUGUCCCUCUCUCGGCCUGAGCCCAGCCACAGAGCUGGCGCAACAGUUCCAGAGAACUUCUAGUAAGUGUCGAGGAUGGAGAGAAUCCUUUUUUUUUUUUUUUGGUUUUUGUUUGUUUGAUUGGUUUUGUCGUUGCUGUUGUUUUGUUCUUUCCCUGGGACAGAGGGACUGAUUUCCCAGACUACACCACACUUCUUUACUAAGCCGUAAGAGGGCUCGCUUCGAAGGUUAAGACAUAAAAUCUCCACUGUGCCUUACUUUAAGUGGCUGCGCAUUCAGUUAGACUGUUAGCCUUAAUAAUGAACAUUUCAAGCGGUGGGUGAAGAAAUAAAGGAGGGGAGAAAGAAAAGAAAGUCUGGGAAAUGCAUUGAUCAUGGGUGAGGACAAGGUUCCAACACUAAUGUCUUAUAGUGUGUAUGCUUCAAGAAUUGUGAAAUAAAUCAAGUGCAUUAUAUCAGACUGGCUUUUACCUCACCUUCGCAAAACAUAAGCAAUUCAUUAAAAAUUGAUUCAUUAAUUCGUGUUUUUUAUUUAUUUAUUUAUUAUUAUUUCACAUUCCCCAAUUUAUUUGGAUCAGACAAUUAAGUGUUAAAGGUAAUUGUUUAGGUGUCUUUUUGUUUUUGUUUUUUUUCCCUUUGAGUGUGGUUUCCUCUGAAAUCAGUCCCUUACCCUUGAAUGACAUGAACACACACACACACACGUACAGCGUCCAGUUCUCUCUUUUUUUUUUCCCCGCCGGACAGAACUACUUAAUGUGAAUCAUCUUCACAUUAACUAGCUCUGACCCUCUACAAUCAGUGUUGAGUGUUGAAUCAUCUUUAUAAAUGUUUUAAUUCCUUUCUUUAAAUCUGGCACAUACUGAAAUUAUAAAACUACUAAAGCGACCUAAUCCCCAACUUGGUAUAUUUUAAAUUCGCAGCAUCGUGAAACGGUUGUCGUUUAGGACAGUACUCCUCUCUGUGCUGGUGUAGAUCAGAGAAAUGUUUGAGAUUCAGACAUCUGGAGACGUUCAAAAAUGACGUGUUUUUUUUGUUGUUGUUGUUGUUAAACAUACUUGUGAUUCCAUGGUGUGAAGGAAAAAAAAAAAAGAAAGAAAAAAAAAUUCUAGUGAUCUGGUGGUGUUUAACUUCAUACAGAGUCGUUGCUGAAUCUCGGCGGCUUGUGUGUCCCUAAUGUAUGGGUUGUAUUGUAUAAAUAAAAAAUAAAAAAGUGUUUCCAUGUCCAAAAAUAUGACGCGCUGCUCUGAAGGACCUCCUGUGGUGCCUUUUUUUUUUUGGGGUGUUUUAAAUUGCCAAAUCUCUGCAGCUCAUUCAGUCUUGAUGUCAAGAUUGAACGGCAAAUGUUUUGUGUAGUUGUGUAUAAAACUAACUUGGCAAAAUAUAUUCCUAACACAUACGUUAAAAAAAAAAAAAAAAAAGGUUUCUAGGCAACAUAUUGGAAAAUGUUGUGUUGAAUAUUCUGUAUCUUUUCUUUUUCUUUUUCUUCUUGGGUUCAGAUGCACAGCUGACCUGCUUUGUACUGUAGUUAUUUAAUCUCCUCAUCUCAAUGUACUCAACAGUAUCGAUGUAAAAUUAACACCGCAGUUGCAUAAAGUGGGAAAGUUCUUUUCAAUCUCUGCAAAUGAAAUAACAUCACGUUGCUGAA